Messenger RNA from Dromiciops gliroides (monito del monte), 1389 nucleotides. It is a transcript of the gene CDC42EP5, whose product is annotated as CDC42 effector protein 5. Lineage: Eukaryota; Metazoa; Chordata; Mammalia; Microbiotheria; Microbiotheriidae. The record is from RefSeq and is a predicted model, not a curated record. The transcript has 3 exons. Bases 707 to 1213 code for a protein of 168 amino acids.
ACUGCUGUCCCUCGUUCUCCAGGGCUCCUCAGAGGGCUGGCGAGAGCUGGGCUCCUGGCCCUGGAAGGCCCCUCGCUGGUCCCUCCUCGGACUCCAGGUCUCUCCUCCUCUUCCUCCCACUCCAUCCGGUCUAGUAGCACCCCCACCCCCCAUCAGCUGAAUCUGGAAGACAUUACUCUUCCCAACUCAAGCUCCAGGAAAUUCCAGGCCAGGAAGCGGAGCAGGGGGGGCACAGGGGGAGGGGCACGUCCAAGGGGCUCGGAGGCAUCUUCUCCAGCAGCUCAAAGCCUCCUUUAGCUCCGAAGCCCCGAGAGAAAUUCCAGCCUCCUCCCCCUUGCCCUUCUCCCUAAUCGGAGGGCGGUCCAGCACCCUGGGGGGAAUUCCUGGACAGCUGGCCCUUUAAAUCCCAGAGCCAAACUUUUGGGGCUGACUGAGGGAGGGAUGGGGAGGAGGGGCCAGGGACUUAACCCUCCCAACCCCGAGAGGGGCCAGACUGGGCGUCGGCUCCGGAUCAUCGGGCUCCCGCGCUCGCCUCUUCUUGGCAUGGCCCCCUCAAACUGGGGCUGAUCUUCUGUUGGGCCUAGCCAGGUGAAAGGAGGGAGUGCUUGACGAGGAACUGGUGUCGGAUUCAAGGGGGCCCAGCCCCAGCACAGCGGAGCUGGCCAGGACUGAGGACCCUCCCGGGGCCCAAGGAUCCCCGUAAAGAAUGCCCAUCCUGAAACAGCUGGGCCCAGCCGUGCCCAAAAAGCGUCUGGAUCGAGAUGCCAUCUCAGCCCCACUGGGUGACUUUCGGCACACCAUGCAUGUGGGACGUGGGGGCGAUGCCUUCGGGGACACGUCCUUCCUAAGCCGCCACGGCGGCGGCGGGGGCGGGGCCGGGGCCCCCACUCCGUCUCCUGGCCCCUCCCCAGGUCCCUCUCCAGCCCCCUCCGCUGCUCCAUCCCCAGCGCGCCCAGCCCUACCACCCCCUACUGCUCCCCAGCCCCCACGGCCCUCUGAAAGCCAGCCUGAGCCCCGGUCGACUGUUGGAGACCCUUUUCUGUCCUUCUGCCUGGAUCUGGGGCCCUCUCUCCUAGAGGAGGUGCUAGGGGUGAUGGAUCGCGGGGCCCUAGCAGAUGCAGGGGCUGCCCCGAGUGCCUCCAACGGUGGGCUGAGGACCUCCCAGCCGGGCUUCGGCUCCGAGGAGGACCUGGAUGAAGUUAUCGGUCUGUAGAGGGGCCACCGAGAAGCUGGCCGUGUCCCCCAAGCCAAGGGCCUGAACCUUGGCCCUGCCUUGUACCAAAAGUUUUUAUACGAUGCCCUCUGUAUAGCACCCUUCCUUCUCCCCAUCCCUUCCCAGCCACCCCCUCCCCUCCCAAAUCUUUAUAUAAAAGAAAUAUUCAUCAUUCA